GUUUGUUUGGGUUUUAACUAGGCCUAGGGAAUCUAGAUCAAGAUAGAUCUAGUAAAGUUAUUAUUAUCAAACUGUCAGUCUCUCUUCUCCACCUAUAUUGCCGUUAUGAAUUUUAUGCUUUUGUCUCUUAAAUUUCUUAGUUCCGAAAGCUAUAACCAAUAGAAUCUAAAUAGGAUUAGGCUAUGUAUUUUUAAAACUGAUUUUUCUUCGACAGUUUUUAAUUAACAUUUUUAUGAUUAUCGUGCAAGCUCUCUGGUUAUACAGCCGAGGAGGCCGUGUUCAGGGGUGUUAUAUCUUCAUUAUAUAUUGUCUUUUUUCUUGUAUUAAAAUAUGUUUAAUUUGUAACCGUUUAUACACACGAUGUAUUACAGAUCCGGCAGAUAGUUUCAUCGGAAAAUACUGGGUAAAAAUUCUAAGAAUCAGUGCGUUGAUAGCGUUCACUCUGCCAGUGCGGCACACUGGAUCAGUUGUUGUACUAUUAAAUAUGUGAACACAAUAAAAUGCUAGUAAAGAAGGAUACUACAAUUUGGGGGACAUUUUUUUCGUUAUGUAUAUAUGUAAACCUAACAACAAAUCUAACCUUUAACUCUAUUAACACGUAAGGAGAAUAGCCGUCUUGCCUUCAAGUGGUUGAUAAAUCGUGUGGGAAAAACCUGGUAGUCUUCGUUGUGAUGGUGAUGUCAACAGUCUCGCAAUGGCUUCCCUGUGGGAACAGAAAUGCCAACCAUGGCUAAGUGAGGAUGGGUCAAUAUACAGCAAGACAGAUACAGCCCCAGCACCAUCAAAAGAUUUUGUACAAAUCUAUAUCACCCCAAAUGAGAUCUAUUUUCGACAAUGGAAAAUCAUUCCUCCUACCAGAGCUGAUGCAAAUCAACAACCAGUGGAAAUGAAAUGUACUUAUGAAGAAUUUCCUGAUGAUGACGGGUUGAGAGAAUCUAUUUCUCGGAACUUGGGGGAAAGAGAAGUUUCUUACGUGGAUCGACUGAUUGCUGGUCAAAUCGAUUAUCCAAACCGCCUUCCACGGAAAAUCCUCCUGCGAAUCAUGUUCAAUCUGGAUUUGACGUCCAUUGCCAAGUUAAGUCAAGUAAACAAACAGUUCAGAGAGCUGGGCGGCUGCGACGCGCUGUGGUCCAAGAUCUACAUGGAGCACACGACACAGCCCGUCACGCAGGAGCUGCUCAUGCUCACCGACCAGAAGGGCUGGAAGGAAGUCUUCUUCAUGAACAAGCUACAGCUGCAGAGGAAUUUGAGACGUCAGGACCCCAAGCCUCCCAAGGAAAAAAGGUUCACUUUUGGGGAGAAGUUUGGGAAGGGUGGUAGCAGCAGUAGACUCCCAGAAAAGCCUUCAUGAUGUAGCGCUACUAACCUAGAGCCUCUGCCUUGUUUUGUUAGACCUUUCGUCUCGCUUACCCUGCCAAAUACCCUAACUUUACUACCGUAUGUGCUCUGUGAAGAAAAAACUUGUUUUCCAUUCUUUCACUUGGGUUUUUUGGGGGGGUUUUUAAAAUAAAGUCUUUACCAGAAA
Aplysia californica (California sea hare) is the source of this 1525-nucleotide messenger RNA. Its product is annotated as F-box only protein 36. Gene Ontology annotation, molecular function: protein binding. The coding region runs from base 695 to 1351 and encodes 218 amino acids. The transcript is spliced from 5 exons. The record is from RefSeq and is a predicted model, not a curated record. Lineage: Eukaryota; Metazoa; Mollusca; Gastropoda; Aplysiida; Aplysiidae.